CUAAUUAUUAGUAAAAUGUAAUAUAAAAAGAAUAAGAGGAAAAGGUUAACUUGUCUUUCUUAUUUCUAGCUUGUUGAGUAUUUACAAUCUUAAUAAUUUUGUAAAUAGUACUAAUUACGACGAAAAAAUGGCAGAAGCUAUGAAGCAAACUGUAGCUUUUAUGUUAAAAGGUAUAGAAAGAUAUAAUCCAGAUAAUUUACCAACUUUGGAACGUUACGUAGAAGUUCAAUCGCGAGAAAAUUCGUACGAUUUGGAAGCGAAUUUAGCUGUACUCAAAUUAUAUCAAUUUAAUCCUCUAAGCUUCAAUAUUGAUAUAACUUGCCAGAUUUUGUUGAAAGCAUUGACGAAUUUGCCACAUACAGAUUUUAUUCUUUGCAAAUGUCUUCUCUAUGAUAAACAAUUGUCUCAAGAACCAAUCAAUCAAAUUGUAUAUCUAGCAGAUAUAUUGGAACAGUGUGAUUUCCAACGUUUCUGGACAAGAAUCCAUACAUUACCUGAUUUAUUCCAAAAUAUCACUGGUUUUGUGGAUUCUAUUAGAAAAUUUGUUUGCCACGUAGUUGGAAUUACCUACCAAACGAUUGAGAGAUCUCAUUUGGCACAGCUCCUUGGUGACGUUGACGACAGUACCCUCAAGUUAUGGGUGAAGAAAUAUGGAUGGAAAGAGAUGUCUGGGAACUUGAUUUUCAUUGCUAACCAAGACGAAAAUAUUAAAACCAAAAAUAUAAAUGAAAAAAUUGAUUUUGAGAAUGUGGGAGCUAUUAUGGCGUCAUGUCGUUAAAAUAUAAUAAAAAAUUUUGUAAUGAA
Molecule: messenger RNA, 804 nt
Organism: Diorhabda carinulata
Lineage: Eukaryota; Metazoa; Arthropoda; Insecta; Coleoptera; Chrysomelidae
Gene: eIF3k
Product: eukaryotic translation initiation factor 3 subunit K
Exons: 2
Coding region: 128-778 (216 amino acids)
Biological process (GO): regulation of translational initiation
Cellular component (GO): eukaryotic translation initiation factor 3 complex; cytoplasm
Molecular function (GO): ribosome binding; translation initiation factor activity
Source: RefSeq, a predicted model, not a curated record